Molecule: messenger RNA, 28689 nt
Organism: Aspergillus heteromorphus CBS 117.55
Lineage: Eukaryota; Fungi; Ascomycota; Eurotiomycetes; Eurotiales; Aspergillaceae
Product: acetyl-CoA synthetase-like protein
Exons: 5
Coding region: 1-28689 (9562 amino acids)
Biological process (GO): secondary metabolite biosynthetic process; amino acid activation for nonribosomal peptide biosynthetic process
Cellular component (GO): cytoplasm
Molecular function (GO): catalytic activity; phosphopantetheine binding
Source: RefSeq, a predicted model, not a curated record
AUGCCGACAGAGAAUGGGGAGGUCCAGCACCGGAUCGACGGCCUUCAGGAUCAGGAUACUGUGGAGAUAUUGCUGGUUACCUUGGAAUCAUGGGCCCUGCAGGCUGUGGAGGAGUUCAAAGCCAGCAAGGGCAUGCUCGAGAUAGGCAGCGUGAGCGACAGAUCGAACGAUGCCCGUAAGGUGAAGAUUGAGCUAGAUGGGGGAACUGAGAAUAUAUUGGCGCAAUUGCGAGGGGAAUGGGUGCGCCAGCUGGUGCACCAGCACCACGAAGCAGCCAGUAAUUUUGCGGCGUCCAUAAUUUUGGAUGGCAGCCCAGAGAGGCUGCUGGUCUUGCGGUUUAUGGAAAGGAGGGAAGCCUGGGUGUCGGAGGAGGCGCCUAAGAGCUGGUGCCAGGAAAGGAGGUGUGCACCGUUCCUAGAGAUGCAUUGCCAGGCUCGCCCAGAAGAGCUGCAAUUCCAUAUCGUCUCGCCUCCUCCUGUUGCGGCGCAAGCAUUUGUGCAGCACCUGGAUUUGCGGAUCCGACAGUCCAUUUCCAAUCGCAGUCUCGCAGACGUGCCGGUAGAGACUGUGCCUGCCGCGUCGGACAGCGAGCUCAGGGCCAUCUGGGGCUGGAAUGGCACGCUUCCUGAGGGAGUGCAGAGAUGCGUUCACGAUAUCAUCGCCCAGCAGGCGCGACUGCGGCCACACGCGCCAGCAGUCUCUGCCUGGGACGGCGAGCUGGACUAUCAGCAACUGGAUCGGAUCUCCACUCGAUUGGCCCAUUACCUGGUGCAGCUGGGUGCUGGCCCAGAUGAUAUCAUCCCCCUCUGCUUCGAGAAGUCCAAGUGGAUGAUGGUGGCCAUUCUGGCCGUGAUGAAGUCAGGGGCUGUCAUCGCUGCCCUGGACCCGACACAGCCCGAGGAUCGCCUGCGAAGCAUUGUGAAGCAGCUGCAGCCACGCUGGAUUCUGACAUCGCCGGCCCAGAUCGAAGUGGCCGCACGCCUGGAGAUCAGCAAUGUCAUCGCUCUCGACGAAGGCCGCCUACGGCAACUGCCAGACUCCGAAGGAAGACAUCUCCCAUGCGUUGAUCCCUCCCGUAACCUGUACAUUGUUUUCACGUCGGGCAGCACUGGAACGCCCAAGGGAGUCAUGAUCAAUCACACCAACUUUAGCAGCGCCAUCGCCUACCAGCAUGAGGCAUUGGGGAUGGAUAACACCGCGCGAGUGUUCGACUUCGCUUCAUACGCCUUUGAUCUGGCCUGGGGGAACAUCAUCCAUACCCUCGCGGCGGGGGGGUGUCUAUGCAUCCCCAGUGAAAGUGAGCGCCGUGGAAACAUCGCCGAGGCAAUCCGCAGACUUGGGGUGAACCAUCUCCAGCUGACCCCCAGUGUUGCUCGCCUCAUCGAUCCGCGAGAUAUCCCCGCAGUGCGAUGGAUCCUCCUGAUCGGAGAGCCAAUGACCCAGGCCGAUGUUGCUCAAUGGACGCCAUACUGCAAACUGAUCAAUUCCUACGGCCCAGCGGAAUGCACGGUGGCGGUGACCUUCCAGACAAUCCCCCACGGCCGACCUUGGGACUCGAGUAUGGGGAAAGGCGUCGCGUGCAGUACCUGGAUCGUUGACGAGGAGCAUGGGGAGACACUGGUCCCCCUUGGCCACACAGGCGAGUUGUGGCUGGAAGGACCGCUGGUCGGCCAGGGAUAUCUAGGAGACCUGGAGAAGAGCGCGGCGAGUUUCAUCGAUAGCCCUGCCUGGCUGACCCGGGGAAUACCAGGGGUCGUCCCCGGCCGGCGAGGCCGACUAUAUAAAACUAGAGAUCUGGUGCGCUACAACCCGGACGGCUCGCUGGUUUACGUGGCUCGCAAGGAUACGCAGAUCAAGAUCCGGGGCCAGCGGGUGGAACUGGGCGAUGUGGAAUAUCACCUGAAGCUUGCACUGCCCGACAAGAUUCCAUCUGUUGCAGCCGAGGCCAUCACCCCGCGGGGUAGCAGCAGCACCAUCCUCGUCGCAUACCUGGCCCUCGGCGAAGAAGCAACUGGCGCCGCGGAGAGCACCCGGGAGAGUCUAGCCAGUUGCCUGCAUGGGGUGGAAGAGUACCUGGCCGACCGACUGCCUCGCUACAUGGUGCCCAGCCUGUAUCUUGCAGUCCCCGAGAUCCCCAUGACUGCCACCGGCAAGACAGACCGGCUACGCCUGCGUGAGAUCGGGUCUUCUUUAACCCUGGAUCAGCUGGCAGCCUUGCAGCCCUCGCGAGCAGUGGAGAUCAAGGCUCCCGAGACCGAGAUGGAGCACCGCCUUCAACAGCUCUGGGCGGCAACAUUGAAUAUCAGCCCGAGCAGCAUAGGGACAGGCGACAGUUUCCUCCGAAUCGGCGGAGAAUCGAUGGCAGCCAUCCGCCUGGUGCAGCUCGCCCGGAAAGAGGGCAUAAUCCUGACAGUGGCCGAUAUUUUCAACCACCCGCGCCUCGGCGAUAUGGCGCAAGAAGCCCAACGAGAACGGGCCCAGGACGUGACGACCAUCCCUCCCUUCUCCCUGCUGCGUAGGGGCCACGACGUAAGAGAUGCCUGCGCGUUGGCUGCAGCCGAAUGCCGCGUUUCGGCAAACUCCAUCGCCGACCUCCUGCCCUGCACCCCGCUGCAGGAAGGGCUGUUGGCCCUGACUGUCAAGCAGGCCGGGGAAUAUGUCCGCCAGAUGGUAUCAGAGCUUCCAGUGGAUGUGGAUCUGGCGCGCUUCCGCGCUGCCUGGGCCCAAGUGAUUCAUGAAGCGGCGAUUUUGCGAACGCGGAUUGUGGACCUGCCCAACGCCGGGCUCCUGCAGGUCGUAGUCGCAGACCAGCCCGAAUGGGCCACGGGGAGCGAUCUCGGUCAUUUCUUGGAGUCAGAGAAAGGAAAGCCCAUGGGACUGGGGACGUCGUUGGCGCGGUUUGGUCUGGUGUCGGAUCAAGCGCAAGGCAAGGUGCUUUUCGUCUGGACCAUCCACCACGCCUUGUAUGAUGGCUGGUCGCUGCCGGCGAUGCUGGAACGGGUGGAAGCCAUUUAUGCGGGUGGCAGCUGCGAUAUGCUCCCCUCGUUUGCGGGGUUUGUGAAAUAUCUGGCGGAUGGUACAGUGGAAGAUGCGCAGGGUUACUGGCAAUCCCAGUUCAAUGGGAUCCAGGCCGCAGUCUUCCCAGCCUUGCCCUCCCCAGACUACCAGCCCAAGUGUCAGGAUCUGCUCCAAUACCACGUCGCGAGUGUCUCCUGGCCCGGGAAUGAUAUCACGGCCUCCACUGCAGUGCGAACAGCAUGGGCAAUUGUCGCAAGCCGUUAUACCCAGUCUCCGGAUGUGAUCUUUGGGGCCACAGUGUCCGGGCGACAGGCACCGGUCCCGUUCGUUGAACGCAUGGCCGGUCCAACCAUUGCGACUGUUCCAGUCCGCGUGAAUGUGCAGGGGGAUGCCACGGUGGCCAGUUUGAUGCAGAGCGUUCAGACACAGGCCGUGGCUAUGAUUCCGUACGAGCAGACGGGAUUGAACCAGAUCCGGCGGAUCAAUUCGGAUGCAGACCAGGCAACCCAGUUCCAGUCCCUGCUGGUUGUACAGCCUCCAAGCUCGAAGACCUCUCGUCGGCCGGACGAGUGCUUGUUCCGAGUGGAUCUGGAUGCUGGUGACGAAUUUCGCAGUAUAAACACUUAUUCGCUUAUGUUGGAGUGCCAUCUCGAGUCCGACGGGAUGCGCCUGCGCAUGAGCUAUGAUCGCCUGGUCAUCGACGCGGAGCAGGUUAAGAGGAUAGCCAGGCAGUUUGAAGGGGUGCUGCGCCAGGUCUGCAGUGAAGUGAAUGCGCAGGAGCUGGUGGGCACUGUCUCAGCUGCCAGUGAAGCCGACCUGGCCCAGGUGUGGGCCUGGAAUGCAACUGUCCCCCAGACCGUCCAGGGCUCUGUCAACGACCUCAUUGCGCAACGCGUUCAGCAACAGCCCGAUGCCCUGGCGAUCUGCGCGUGGGAUGGACAGCUGAGCUACCAGGAACUCGAUACCCUCUCCACGCAGCUGGCCCUAUCGCUCGUGCAACAGGGGGCAGGCCGUGGCUCGGUGAUUCCCUUAUGCUUCGAGAAGACAAUGUGGACGCCCGUGGCCAUGCUGGCUGGCAUGAAGGCUGGCAGUACUGUGGUUACAAUGGACCCCAGCCAGCCGGAGGAUCGAUUGCAGUCAAUCAUCCAACAGACCCAACCGCCACUCAUCCUCACCUCCGACACAUACAAGCCUCUGGCAUCUCGACUCGCAGGGGUGGUCAUCCGCGUGAAUCGGGAUACCCUGCAGGCACUGCCACAGCAUGACCUUGAUACUCCAGAUCUCCCAACCAUCCACCCGACGGACGGACUCUACAUCGCGUUCACCUCGGGGAGCACUGGAAACCCCAAGGGGGCAGUCAUGUCCCAUCAGAACAUUCGCAGCGCAAUCCACCACAGUACGGGCGCCUUGGGCUUUACGCCUACCACCCGGGUGCUUGGAUUUUCCUCCUAUGCAUUUGACGCGGUGUGGGUGGAGUUUCUCUAUGCGAUGGCCGUCGGGGGCUGUCUGUGUAUCCCUUCGGACGCGCAGAGAAACAGUGGUGAUCUUGCAGGCUGCAUGGAAGGGUUGCGAGUGGACCUUGCUCUCCUGACCCCGUCCACGGCCCGGCUUCUCGACGCAGAGGCAGUCCCCAGCCUGAAAACCCUGGUCCUGAUCGGGGAGCCCGUCACGAGCGAUGACCUGGCCAGAUGGACCGGCAACGUUGAUUUGAGGAAUGGGUACGGCCCUGCAGAAUGCUCCGCAAUAACCGCAGCCUAUAAAUUUCAGGGUCCAAAUGACCAGCCCAGUAUCGUUGGCCACGCGGUGGGCCUCGUGGCUUGGGUGGUUGAACCAUCGGACGGCGCCAGCCUCAGCCCCCUCGGAGCGGUGGGGGAGCUGUGGGUGGAAGGGCCGUUGGUGGGAAAGGGGUAUCAUGGGGAUCCAGAGAAGACAGCCAUGAGUUUUGUCCAUGACCCCGUCUGGCUGCUCCAGGGAACACUGGGCUAUCCUGGGCGGCCAGGUCGACUCUACAAGACCGGCGAUCUUGUUCGAUAUACCUCCGAUGGCAAGCUGGUUUGCGUGGGGAGAAAGGACACGCAGGUCAAGAUCCGCGGCCAGCGGGUCGAACUGGCCGAGAUCGAGCAUUAUAUCAAAGAGGCCACCAGAGCUUCCGUCGUGGUGGAUAUGGCCAGGCCCCAGGGCAGCAGAGGCCCCGUGCUGGUGGCCUAUGUGGCUUUAGGGCAAGUUGCAGCCGUGGGCUCCCCCGAGGCAGUGAGGACGGCACUUCGGCGCUGCAUCCAGGGGGUUGAAGAUCAUCUGAGCAAGCACCUGCCCCGGUAUAUGGUGCCGAGUUUCUAUAUCCCCGUGGUCGAUAUCCCAUUAACAGCCACGGGCAAGACCGACCGACGGGCAUUACGCAAUACCGGAUCCUCCUUCGCCAUCGACCAGCUGGCAGAGCUGCAGCCCUCUGGAGGCCAGAAGCGCACCCUGCCCCAGAGUGAGAUGGAGCGGAGCCUGCAGCAGCUCUGGGCGGAGGUGUUGAACAUCAAUCCCUCUCAGAUCGGCAUGGAUGAGAGCUUUUUCCUGCUCGGGGGGGACUCUAUCUCGGCCAUGCAGGUCUCUGCCAAAUCUCGCGCGAGGGGGGUUCGCGUCACAGUGCCAGAUAUCUUCAAAUUCAAGACAAUUGCGCGUCUAGCACGACGCGAGAUCCAGAUCGAUGACCUGGCCAUUGACGACCGAGAGAUGCUCGACACCCCCUUUGCCCUAUCUCCCAUCCAACAGUUUUUCUUCGACGCCCAGAAAGACAAGCAGGGUCACUUCAAUCAAAGCUUCCUCGUGCGCACUACCAAGCCCCAACAGCCCGACGCUGUACUGCGCGCCGUGCAAUUCAUUGUUGCCCGACACUCGAUGCUGCGUGCUCGCUUCCACCGGGGCACCGAUGGGGUGUGGACGCAACAGAUCACCUCGCGUGCUGAUGAAUCCUAUGCUUGCCGUCAUCAUCGCCUGGCUUCGGUGGAGGACGCCGUUCCGGUGCUGAAUAGCAGCCAGCGGUCCUUGGACGUCCAGGCUGGCCCCAUAUUUGCGGUUGAUCUGAUCGACACUCCUCCAGACUGUCAGUACCUGUUUCUCACGGCGCACCAUCUCGUUGUCGACCUUGUCUCCUGGCGGAUUAUCCUGGAGGAGCUGGAGGAGUACCUGUUGACUGGCACUGUUGCUGGUUCCUCUGCGCCACUCUCAUUCCAGACCUGGUGCCGGCUUCAGGAGAGACACGCGCAGGACCAUCUGACCCCCGGUACUGCCUUCCCGUUCGAUAUUCAGCCCCCGUGUGAGGCGUACUGGGGACUAUCGCCGGAGCUCAAUACGCACGAUGCUAUCCAAGAGGCCGGGUUUACCCUCAGCAAGAAAACGACCAGCAUACUCCUGGGACCAGCGAACCAUGCGUUCCAAACUCAGCCCAUCGAACUGUUCCUAGCCGCGCUGCUGCACUCUUUCAUGGACAGCUUCACUGACCGGGAUCCUCCUACCAUCUUCAACGAGGGGCACGGUAGAGAGCCAUGGAACUCAGCAAUCGACCUAUCCCGGACGGUUGGCUGGUUUACCACCCUGGCGCCAAUCUCAGUGGAAGCGGGCUCCCAUCACCUUAGCAUCCCCCAGUUCGUCCGUUACAUCAAGGAUCGCCGGCGACAGAUUCCUCACAAUGGGUGGUCGUACUUCACCUCACGGUACUUGAACACCGAGGGGAAGACGGUCUUUAGCCGCCAUGCCUGCCCUGAGGUUACGUUCAACUACUUUGGCCUCUAUCAGCAACUGGAGAGGAGCGACGCGCUCUUCCAAUCGUGUCCCAGUCUGCAGGACCGAGUGCUGGAUGUUGCAGACCGCAUGGCCCGGUUUGCCCUGAUUGAUGUUUCUGCCGAGGUCACGCAAGACUGCCUGCAGUUCCGGUUUCUUUCCAGCCAGCGCAUGCAGAAGCAGGACGCCCUGGCUCGGUGGAUUGCGGCGUGCGAGCGUUUGUUAGAAGCCACAGCCGUGCAGCUGCUAGAUAUGCAACCCAGCUACACGUUGGCCGACUUCCCAUUGCUGCCCCCUACAGAUGCAACGUGGAAGCAGCUGGAGACGCUCCCACGGCUUGGCCUUGCCUACGGUGACGUGGAGGAUAUCUAUCCAUGCUCGCCCUUGCAGCAGGGGAUUCUGUUGAGUCAGGCAAAAAGCCCGGAGAUGUAUUGGACCCGAGUGCGUUGGGUUGUCCGGUCCAGUACGGGGGCAUCAUCUCCGGUUGAUGCAGACCGACUGGAACGUGCCUGGCGGAAGGUCGUCGCACGCCAUGCUGCACUCAGGACUAGAUUCUCUGACAGCCCCUUCUCAGAUGGAUAUAGUUACCAGAUAGUCUUGAAAGACCCUCCCCCCACUAUUCACACCAUCCAGGCUGCGGACCCGAUGGACGCCGUUGUCGAGUAUCGAGCAGCCAGCGGGUCGCAGGUCCGGCCAGUGCACUCUCUGGUCCUUUGCCCUAUGGCCAGCGGAGACCUCGUGUGUGACCUGCAGAUCAACCACGCCAUCAUCGAUGCCAUAUCCAUCCGGGUUCUGAAACGCGAGCUGUGUGCCGCGUACGACGACGCCCUCCCUGCGGACCCAGGGCCCCGGUACAGUGACUAUAUCAGCCAUCUCCAGUCCUUGCCGACGACGGAGGCGAAAGAAUACUGGCAGACGCAGUUGGCUGGCGCUCAGCCAUGCAUCUUCCCUACCCUGAAUGAGCCCAUCGCCGAACCCAAGGACGCGGCCGCCGUUACAUCUCUGCCGAUCAGCCCGGAGACGGACCAGGCCUUGCGCCAGUUCUGCCGAAGCCAUGCCCUGACCCCGGCCAACGUGUUCAGUCUCGCGUGGAUGUUGGUCCUACGCAGCUACACCAGCAGCGAGUCCGUCUGCUACGGCUAUCUGAUCUCUGGCCGGGAUGUGCCCAUACACCAGGUAGAUCGAGCGGUUGGACCGUUCAUUAACAUGGUGGUCAACCAUGUCGAGAUAGACAGCAACCGAACCCUCCUAGCAAUGCUGCAAGAGGUUCAGGCAGGGUACCUAGGAAGUCUGAAGUACAACCAAUAUCCGCUGGCCGAGAUCCUGCAUGACCUCAGCACCGAGGGGCAGCCCUUCUUCAAUACGGUUCUGUCGGUGCAGAGUGGCGGCAGGGCCGACUCAGCCCAGCCCCCAGACACACCCACCAUCACCCUCGAGAACGAGACGUGGCACGAUCCGAACGAAUACGACAUUGCCGCAUCGGUCCUGCUGCUGGACGACAAUCCCAGAAUCACGCUGAACUACUCCCGCCAUCUGCUUUCGGAGCGACAGGCCAGUGCCGUCGGGGCGACGUUUGUGGAAGCCCUGGCCAAUAUCGUCCGCCAUCCGGACAGAAACCUCUGCGAUCUGGAGACGACGAUCAGUCCCCAGGAUCUCGCCACCAUCUGGGACUGGAAUGCCAAGGUUCCCGCGACCUUGUCCAGCUCGGUGCCCGAGCUGUUCUCCCGAUGGGUGAAGCAACAGCCUGAUGCGCAGGCCGUCUGUGCCUGGGAUGGAGACUUGACCUAUCGUCAACUCGACGAGGGGUCGUCCCGGCUGGCUCACCAUCUGCUGGCUCGGGGUGUCCGCCCGCAGUCAAUACUGCCCCUGUGCUUCGAGAAAUCCCGGUGGGUGCCCGUGGCCAUGCUGGGGGUGCUCAAGGCAGGCUGCGCGGUAGUCACGAUGGAUCCGGAACAGCCCGUGGAGCGCCUACAGCUCGUGGUGCAGAAGACUCAAGGGGUGAUUCUGACAUCGCCAGCCUGUCAGGGCCUAGCAUCCCAGCUACGUCCUGAGGCUGUCGUCGUGGAUGGGCGAUCGCUUGAGAGGAUGCCUCAACCAGACCCGCUGUCUCUGCCCACGAUCCAUCCCACGGACAGGCUCUUUCUGGUGUUUUCCUCCGGCACCACAGGGACCCCCAAAGGGUCUGUGAUGAGCCAUCAGAACGCAUGCUCGGCAGUUCACCACCAGCAGGCACGUCUUGGGCUGCCGCCCGCAGCCCGAAUGAUCGAUUGCCUCUCAUACGCGUUCGACGCUCCCUGGUUCAACUUUUUGCAUGCCUUUAGCUCAGGCGGUUGUCUGUGUGUUCCGUCCGAUCAACAGCGGAAGGACAAUCUGGCGGGCUGUAUCGAGAGCCUCAAGGCCAACUACGCGCUUCUUACGCCCUCGAUUGCCAGAGUCCUGGACCCUGCAGCGGUGCCUGGCCUGGAGACACUUGCAUUCGGCGGGGAGGCUAUACGCGCGGAGGAUAUCAGUCGAUGGCACGAGGUCAAGCUGAUGGGGUAUUAUGGUCCCUCGGAGUGCACUGUCGUCUCAACCAUCCACCAGUUCGAGAGCAAAACAGAGGAACCCAGAAUGCUCGGUUAUUCUUCUGGGCUGACAGCCUGGGUGGUGGACCCGUUGCAGGGGAGACGCCUGGCACCGCUUGGUGCGACAGGAGAGCUCUGUGUCGAGGGUCCGCUUGUCGGACAAGGGUAUAUCGAUGAGCCCCAGAAGACUGCGGCCAGCUUUGUGGAAGAUCCCAGCUGGCUUCUCCGUGGUGGAGGGCCAGACUUCCCUGGACGUCGGGGCCGGGUGUAUAAAACAGGAGAUCUCGUCCGAUUUCGUCCCGAUGGAUCGCUCCUGUAUGUCGGGCGCAAGGAUACUCAAGUGAAGAUCCGGGGCCAGCGGGUGGAGUUGGGCGAGGUUGAGCAUCACAUCCGCCAGACGCUGCCAGCCGGCGUGGAUGUGCCGGUGGUUGUGGAACUGGUCCACCCCCAUGCAAGUGCGAAUCCGGUGCUGGUGGCCUUUUUGCCCGUGGGAAAGGAAGCUGCUGGGUCAUCCGAGUCAAUGCGUGCAGUCCUGGACCGCUAUACGCACGGGGUGGAGGACCGCCUGAUGGCCCGACUGCCCAGCUAUAUGGUCCCUCGCAUGUACAUCCCCGUGCCAGCGAUCCCAUUCACGACGACGGGGAAGACAGACCGGCGCAGCCUGCAACGGGUCGCGUCUUCGUAUACCCUGGAGCAGCUGGCAGCGCUUCAGCCCUCGCGGGACACUCGUCGUGCGCCCACAACGGCGAUGGAGCGGCGUCUGCAAGGGAUGUGGGCUACUAUCCUGGAUAUCGAUGCAGUGACCAUCGCGGCCACCGACAGCUUCCUGCGGAUUGGAGGUGACUCAAUCGGAGCCAUUCGACUCGUGCGACUGGCUGCAGAGCAAGACAUUCUGCUCACGGUGGCAGCCAUCUUCAAAUCUCCCAUUCUGUGUGACAUGGCGCAGGUGGCGACACUGGGAUCGACUUCCGGACCUCAUGACAUCCCCCCAUUUUCACUGCUCAAGCAAGACGUGGAUAUCUCGCAGGCGCGAUUGCAGGUGGCGGCGUGGUGUGAGCUCAGCCCGUCUGCUGUCGAGGAUAUCCUUCCGUGUACACCUCUCCAGGAAGGUCUGCUUUCUCUGACGGUCAAGAAUCAGGGCGCCUAUGUGAACCGCCAGGUCCUGCAACUUCGAGACGAGGUAGACCUUGGACGCUUCCAAACCGCCUGGAAUCAAGUCGCCAUGGCCACGUCGAUCCUGCGAACCCGCAUCGUGGACCUUCCGGGGCAAGGGUUGGUGCAAGUCGUUACCAGCGAGGUGCCACGGUGGAACCAUGGCCGUAGCCUCGACGCACUCGUGCAAGACGAUCUGCAACGUCCGGUAACCCUUGGUACCCCCUUGGCCACAUUUGGCUUGGUGGACGCCGGUGACGUUGGUGGGGAUCGGCAACGGUACUUCCUGCUAACGCUUCAUCAUGCGCUCUAUGACGGAUGGUCUCUGUCGCUGCUGCUGGACGAGGUCAGCAAGGCCUACCACGGGACCGCGAGCGACGGCCUUGUCUCCUUCAAGACAAUGAUCAAGUAUGUGACAGAGCUGGGUGCCGAGGCGGACUCCUACUGGCAAGGCAGCCUGGAUGGUCUGGUGGCCGAGCCAUUCCCUGCCCUGCCCUCUCCCAUGUACCAGCCACGCGCGCAAGACAUCCUGGAGCACAACGUAUUAGGGCUACGGUGGUUGCAAAACCACCACAUCACACCGGCAACCACUCUUCGCGCGGCCUGGGCCAUUCUCACAACCCACUACACCCAAUCUGCGGAUGUCCUUUUUGGAUCGACCGUGACUGGACGGCAGGCUCCCAUUCACCGCGUGGGACUGGUCGAAGGGCCGACAAUUGCAACUGUGCCGGUCCGCAUUGCCAUCCAGGAAAAGGCUACCCUGGCAGGCCUACUCGACCAGGUCCAAGAGCAGUCUGUCGAUAUGAUUCCCUACGAACAGGUCGGGUUGCAGCGAAUCCGGAGGCUCAGCGCCGACACCGAGCGAGCUUGUCAGUUCCAGACGCUCCUGGUGGUGCAGCCAGCCCCGGAACCGAGCGCCACAGAUGGACCCUCUGCACUGUUCCAUGCAGAAGAUGACACUCUCAGCCAGGCGGCUCUCAGCAGCUUCAAUUCAUACGCUCUCUUGCUGCAAUGCCAGCUGACGGCCACGGGGGUGUCCAUGCAGAUGAGCUACGACUCGCAUGUCAUGGCACAACCGCAGGUGCAACGGCUGGCCCGGCAGUUCGAGCAUCUAGUACGACUCCUUUGCGAUGAGUCUCAGCACUCAUCCUCUGUUGCUCACAUAGAUGCGGUCUGCGAGGAUGAUCUGCGAAGGAUCUGGGCGCUGAACUCCCCGCCCCCGGCCAGAGUGGACGCCUGCAUGCACGACUUGAUCACCGAGCAGGCCCAGCGGCGGCCAGUCUCACAGGCCGUCGCUGCAUGGGAUGGAGAGCUCACGUAUCGCGAGCUGGACGAGCUCUCCACCCAGUUGGCAUAUGGCCUCGUCAACUUGGGGGUCGGCCCCCAUGCGGUGGUCGCUCUGUGCUUUGAGAAAUCAAUGUGGAUGCCCGUGGCAAUGCUUGGAGUCAUGAAAGCCGGCGGUGCAUCGGUGGCCAUGGAUAUCACGCAGCCAGAGGACCGGCUUCGCACGGUAGUGCAGCAGGUACAGCCUCCUCUGGUCCUGAGCUCCCUGGAGGCAGAGGACCUGGCACGGCGUCUGAGCGAUAGGCCGGUGCACGUUGUCUCUCAAGACAGACUGCAGACGACGUCGCUGGGCAGCGGCCAGGGCGGCCAAUUGCCCCCAGUUCAGCCGACAGACAGGCUGUAUAUUGCCUUCACCUCAGGUAGUACGGGGGUCCCGAAAGGCGCGGUCAUGUCCCACCAGAACUUCACCAGUGCCGUGCACCACCAAACCGCGCUCGAGUUUACUGCGUCGGCCAGGGUGUUUGACUUUUCGUCCUACGCGUUCGAUGCUUGCUGGCUGAACUUUCUCCAUACGAUGGCGGCGGGUGCCUGUCUCUGCAUCCCCUCCGAAGAGGAGCGCAAGAGCGACAUCACUGGCUGCAUGCGCCGCCUGGCCGUGACUUAUGCGAACCUCACGCCAUCCACCGCACGUCUGAUCGAUCCGACGUCCGUCCCCAGCCUCCAGACCCUCGUUCUGGUCGGAGAGCCGGUGGCACAGCAGGACAUCACUCAGUGGAAAGCCCACGUCCAGCUGAAGAACGGUUAUGGCCCUGCGGAAUGCAGCGCCAUCUCCACCACGUUCGAUCUCGGGCAAAGUGACCACGACCCGGCAACCAUCGGCGCCGGCAGAGGAAUGGUGACCUGGGUGGUUGAGCCGACCGAAAGCCGACAUUUGUCGCCGUACGGGGCUGUGGGCGAGCUGUGGGUGGAAGGUCCUCUGGUUGGAUUAGGGUAUCUCGGCCGUCCGGAUCUCAGUGCUGCAAGCUUCGUCGACAACCCCCCAUGGCUGCUGCGCGGGGGACCCCAGGGGUUCCCAGGUCGACAUGGCCGGCUUUACCGCACCGGUGACCUGGUGCGGUAUAAUCUGGACGGCACCCUGGUCUGUAUUGGCCGCAAAGAUGCCCAGGUCAAGAUCCGCGGACAGCGCGUGGAGCUGGCCGAGGUCGAGCAUCAUCUGCACCAGGCCUUACCUUCGGCCGCCGUGGACGUCUCUGUGGCAGUCGAGGUCAUCACCCUGCAGGGCAGUGCCAAUCCACUGCUAGUCGCCUUUGUGGCGAUGGGGGAGGCGGCCCUGGGCCCGCGGGAGACUGUCCGAGCAAAGCUGGCUCUUUACAGCCAGGGGGCCAGGGAGCGCAUGGCAGACCAGCUGCCCGUCUACAUGGUGCCCAGUCUGCUUCUUCCGGCGGUUGAAAUUCCCACGACGGCCACGGGCAAAAGAGAUCGACGGCGGCUGCGUGAGAUGUGGGCCUCCAAGUCCCUGGAGGAACUGGCCGAGCUGCAGCCGACCAAGGGCAACCACCAAGCACCGACGACAGACGUCGAACGGCGGAUUCUGCAACUGUGGGCCGAGUGCUUGAAUAUCAGCGCAUCGAAGAUCAGCAUUCACGAUAGCUUCUUCGCCCUUGGCGGGGACUCAAUCUCCGCCAUGCAGCUCUCGGCAAAGGGCCGCUCCAUCGACCUCCAGAUGACUGUAGGGGACAUUUUCAAGUACAAGACAAUCGCUCGACUGGCUCUCAGCAUCUCCCCAGCAGUGGAAUCGGCCGUGUUACAUGCCCCAGAGGGCCAGGGUGCCUCCUUUGCCCUGUCUCCUAUCCAGCAGAUGUUCGCUGACAUGCAGCAGGGGGUUAGCAACCAUUUCAACCAAAGCUUUUUCGUGCAGGUACGUCGACCGGUCACCCUGCCUCAGAUCCAGGCCGCUGUGGAUGCCCUGGUCGCCCAUCAUGGCAUGUUGCGCGCGCGUUUCAAGUGCAGCAGGGAGAAUAUCUGGAGCCAGUGGAUUCUGCCCCCGGGGACCACAGGAAGCUAUCGCGUUUGCCAGCAUGAGGUUGCGGGUCUUCAGGCAGCCUCGGCGGUGAUCAAUCACAGCCAGGAGUCGCUAGACAUCCAGAACGGUCGGCUCAUGGCGGUCGAUCUGAUCAAUGCAGACGAGGGCCAAUACCUUUUCUUGGUGGUCCACCACAUGGUCGUCGACCUGGUGUCUUGGAGAAUCAUCCUGGCUGAUCUGGAAGAGCACUUGACCACCGCAUCCCUCUCCGGGUUCACCUCGAUGUCCUUCCAGACCUGGUGCCAGUUGCAGGCUGACCACCACGCCGAGAGCCCCUUCGAGCUGGAGGCUGUCCUGCCAAACGGGGCUCCGCCUCCGCUGCUGCCACAGCUAGACUACUGGGGUCAGGUCCGCAGCUUAAACACAUUCGAUAACAUGAUCAAGGAUGGCGUGGUUCUCGGCAGGCAGGACACAGAGACCUUGCUAGGGCCUGCGAAUGCGGCAUUUGACACACAAAUGGUGGAGCUCCUCCAUGCGGCCAUCCUACAUUCCUUUGCCAAUGUCUUCCACGACCGGGCACCUCCGACGGUAUUCAGCGAAGGCCAUGGUCGGGAGCCCUGGAGGUCUGCAAUCGAUAUUUCACGCACGGUCGGGUGGUUUACCACGAUGUUCCCUGUGGUCGCCACAGCCAAGAAGGGAGAUAGUAUUGCCAGCAUUGUGCGCCAUGUCAAGGACCGUCGACGCCAGAUACCCGAUAAUGGCCGGCCAUACUUUGCAAGCCGCUUCCUCACUCCGGCUGGCAAGCGGGCGUUCCAGGUCAAUGGCCCUGUCGAGGUGAUUUUCAACUACCUCGGGCUGUACCAGCAACUCGAGCGGUCGGACGCCCUCUUCCACAUGCGCGAGAUGCCGGACGGGGUGGAUGACAUGGCUGAUAUCUCGGGGAGCCUGUUCCGAUUUGCUCUGGUGGAUAUCUCGGCAUCGGUGACGGAUGGCUGUUUGCAUGUUGACUUCAUGUACAAUCGGCACAUGCAACACCAGGCCUCCAUCCGCGCGUGGAUCAAGGAAUGCAGGCAGUCCCUCCACGCCGCAGCGCAGGAGCUUCCUCUGAUACAGCCAAGUUAUACCCUCUGCAGCUUCCCGCUGCUGCGCAUGACAGACCCGGCAUUGGCAAUCCUGCAGCAGAGGCUGACGGAGCUGGACCUCGCAUACGGGCAGGUCGAAGAUAUCUACCCCUGCUCGCCGCUCCAGGAUGGAAUCCUCAUGAGCCAGAUCAAGAACCCAGACCUCUACAGGACACGCAUCCGGUGGAUGGCACAGUCUGCACAGGGAUCAACAGCAGUUGAUACCAACCGGCUCAAGCACGCGUGGCAGCAGGUGGUAGACCGCCAUCCAGCCCUGCGCACCAUCUUCGUCGACAGCAUCUCGGGCAGGGGACUGAAGGAUCAAGUGGUGGUGAGGAAUCUCCGGGCAGACGUCCACAUCGUCCAGUCCGCGGACGAAGCAAGUAUCGAGGACAUGUCCCCAACAAAAGGCAAAACCAGCUCAGUGCUCACUCUGUCGACGACGAACUCGGGCGUCCUGUGCGAGCUAUCGAUCAGCCAUGCGCUCAUCGACGCCUUUACCUUGGGAAUCCUCAAGCAGGAGCUGUGUGCCGCAUAUACUGGCCUCCUUUCCUCUUCCCUGGCACCCCUGUAUAGCGACUACAUCCACUUCAUCCAGUCCCUGCCCGCUGGGUCAGCCGCGGCAUACUGGCAGGAGCAUCUCCAGGAGGUCAAGCCCUGUCUAUUUCCAUCCUUGGGCGGUCUAAAUACGGAAGGCCGGCGGUCGCAAGCUCACAUCCCUAUUACCUUCGAGCGAGAGCUACACCUGGCAUUGCGCAUCUUUUGCAUGGAGCAUGGACUGACGGUGUCUAAUAUCUUCCAUGUCGCUUGGGCCCUGGUCCUGCGGGCUUAUACUGGUUUGGAUACUGUCUGCUUUGGCUAUCUCACAUCAGGCCGAGAUAUUCCUCUGCAAGGGGCUGACGGAACCGUUGGUCCAUUUAUCAAUAUGCUUGCCAGCCGCGUGGACCUGGGCAGUAAGGACUCGCUGAUGACCCUGGUACAGAGGGACCAGGAGCAGUAUCUCAACAGUUUGGAGUUUCAGCAUUACCCGCUGGCCAAGAUCUUCCACUUGAUUGAUACGCCCGAGAAGGGGCUUUUCAACACCGCCAUGUCAGUCCAAGCUAGUGACUCUGGUCCCAAGGACUGCCAAUCGGCUAUAUCGCUUGUAGAUGAAGGAGGAGAUGAUCCCACCGAGUAUGAUAUCAUGAUAAACAUUGGCGUCGGAGACGAGGACACCGGAUGCAACUUUACCUUUAACGAAUCGGUGAUAUCUGACCGCUAUGCAAAGAGUGCCAUCGACCUGUUCUUGCACGCCGUCUCACAUAUUGUUCAGCACGCGGACCAGACGGCCCAGGAAGCCAAUUUCAUCAGCAAGCAAGACCUGCAAUCGAUCUGGCAGUGGAAUGCCGCCGUAGCAACGCCUCUGGACUGGUGUGUUCAUGAACUUAUCAUAGAGCAGGCAGAGAAACAACCAGCGGCGGCUGCCAUCUGCGCGUGGGAUGGUAAUCUCACGUAUAAGCAACUCAACGAUCUGUCCACGCAGCUGGCAUGCCACAUCCGACAACUGGGUGUUGGGCCAGGGGUUAAUGUCCCGUUGCUCUUUGAGAAGUCGCGGUGGAUGUCGGUUGCCAGUCUGGCGGUCAUGAAGGCUGGUGGAACCAUGGUGGGCUUGGAUCCUGGUCAGCCUGCAGGGAGACUACGAAGUAUCAUCGAUCAAGUCCAGCCUUGUCUCAUUUUGACUUCGGCCGGAAAUAGCAACAGCGCGGCAGCUUUUGCAUCCUGCCAUGUUGUCCGGGUGGAUGACGCCAGUUUGGCCCAGCUGGCCACGCCGUGCAAUGCUCUGUUACCCCCGGUUGACCCUGCCAGCAGCCUAUACCUGGUAUUCACCUCUGGGAGUACAGGCGUGCCAAAGGGUGUGGCCAUCAGCCAUUCGAACCUCAGCACCGCGAUUACUCACCAAAAGCGCAUCUUGAAACUUUCUGUCGCGUCGAGGGUACUUGAAUUCGCUUCAUAUGCAUUCGAUGUCUCCUGGGGUACAAUCCUUCACACCCUUGCGGCUGGUGGCUGCGUCUGCGUGCCUGAAGAGUCGGAACGCCGCGGAGAUAUCAGUGCCGCAAUGCGUCGGAUGGAGGUAAACUACGCGCAUCUUACUCCAUCUGUUGCGCGUCUUCUGAACCCUUCCAAUGUGCCGCUCCUCCAAACCCUCGUCUUGAGUGGAGAAGCCGUAUCGCGAGCGGAUAUGGAGCAGUGGAGCCGGCACGUCCAUCUGAUCAACGCGUACGGCCCUGCUGAGGCCGCCGUAUGGGUGAUAUUCGCACACCUCGACUCAGCAUUGUCCAUGCCCUCCAUCGGAAAGGGGGGUGGCUGCACCACGUGGAUUGUUGACCCUAGUCGACCCGACCAAUUAGCCCCAGUGGGCUGCACGGGUGAGCUCUGGCUGGAAGGUCCACUAGUGGGACGUGGCUAUCUUCACGACCCCGAACGAACAGCAGCCGCGUUCAUCGAGAACCCGCGAUGGUUGCUCCAAGGAGCAGGAGGGGCCCAUGGCCCUGGCCGACAGGGACGGCUUUAUCGGACUGGAGACUUGGCCCGGUAUACACCCGACGGUUCGAUUGUUUAUAUUGGGAGAAAGGAUAACCAGAUCAAGAUCCACGGUCAAAGGGUGGAGUUGGAAGAGGUAGAGAAAUAUAUUGAGCAAGCCAUGCUAAACAGCGCCGCAGCACCAGCAGUCCCUGUGGUAGCAGCGGUCGUCACCCCUCAAGGAAGCAAGAAGGCAAUUCUGGCAGCUUAUCUGGCUCUGGGUGAGCCGGCCACGGGCUCUGUGGAAAUUGUGCGCAAAUCUCUCAGCAGGUACACUGGGAUCAUCAACCCGGCCUUGGAAGAGAGCCUGCCGACCUAUAUGAGGCCGAGCAUCUACAUCCCCGUGGCGGAGAUCCCCACGACUACCAAUGGAAAGGCUGACCGCAGCAAACUCGCAACCAUGGCAUCCAGUCGCACUCUGGCUGAAUGGGCUGGCCUUCAGACCUCUGAGGGCAAAUGGCGCCCUGUAUCGUCUCCGGGGGAGCUGGGGCUGCAGAGACUGUUUGCUGAAGUGCUGAAUAUGGACCAGAGCCUAGUAGGCAUGGACGACAGCUUCUUCUCGCUCGGCGGUGAUUCCAUUACCGCGAUGCAGCUGUCGGCCAAGUCCCAAUCCAGCCUUCUCUAUAUCACGGUGGGCGAUAUAUUCAAGCACAAGACCGUCGCACAACUGGCAAGCAAUGCAAGGCAGACAGCGAGCACCUCCGUGCAGCUCCCGGAAGUCCCCAACAGCUUGUUCGAGCUGUCCCCGAUCCAGCAGCUAUUCUUUGCCUCGCAGGACAAGGGCAAGAACCUGUUUAACCAGUCCUUCCUGGUCCGCGUUUCCCGCUCCCUGAAUCCCAACGAGCUCCAGAAGGCGAUUGGAGUUUUGGCAGCACGCCAUUCCAUGCUCCGGGCUCGGUUCGUGCAAAGCGCGGACGGCGUCUGGCAGCAGAAGAUUGUAAACGAUUCAGCUGGCUGCUAUACAUUCCGCAGCCACCACAUCACCACGCUGCAAGAUAUGGAGCCCCUCCUCCAUAGCAGCCAGGAGUUGCUGGAUAUUGUCCAGGGUCCCAUCCUGGCCGUGGAACUGAUUGAUUCGAGCCACGAUGGGCAGUAUCUCUUCAUGACAGCCCAUCAUCUCGUGGUGGACCUUGUCUCAUGGAGAAUUCUGCUGGGCGAUCUGGAGGAGUUCAUCCGCUCGGGCACAAUCACCGGAUUCCCUCCAUUCUCAUUCCAAUCAUGGAGUCAACUGCAGGCGAACUAUGCGCGAGACCAUUUGCCUCCAAAGAUCGCGCUGCCUUUUAAGGUCAGUCCGCCCCGGCAUGAGUACUGGGGACUGGUCCCUGGGCACGAUGCAAACACCCUGAGCGAUUCCGGUCGAGGCAGCUUCACGAUGAACAAGCGCCUGACCGACAUUCUCAUGGGCACGGCCAACUCGGCCUUUGAUACGCAGCCGGUUGAGAUCCUCCACGCAGCCCUGCUGUAUGCGUUUGCACAGACAUUCCAGGACCGCGAAGCACCGCCUCUCUUCACCGAGGGGCAUGGUCGAGAAGCCUGGGACUCGGGCAUUGACCUGUCCAGAACUGUUGGCUGGUUUACCACCAUCUUCCCUGUGGCAGCUUCGAUUACGCAAAACCACAGUCUUCCAGAGGUGGUGCGCCGUGUGAAGGAUACACGCCGGCAGACACCACGCAACGGGUGGUCCUAUUUCACCUCGCGGUACCUGAAUACUGAUGGACGGCAGGCCUUCCAGAUCAAGGGCCCUGUGGAGAUUAUUUUUAAUUACAUGGGCUUAUAUCAGCAGCUGGAGCGGCCCGAUUCCCUGUUCCAGCAGUGUGAUAUUGCGGUCACAGCGCCCCCUGCUGCUGCGGCGACUCUCUCGCGGUUUGCCCUGAUCGACGUCGCAGCAUCUGUUGUGCAGGGUCAGCUGAAGUUCGAGUUCCUAUACAACAGGGAGAUGAAAGGACAAGACAGGAUACUUGAAUGGAUCAGCAAGACAGAAUCCUCACUCAAAGCGGCAGCGGAAGAACUUCUGUUGCAGAGCCCAAGCUAUACCAUCUGCGACUUUCCCCUGCUCUCUCUCACCGACCAGGGUCUCGACGAGCUUCUCAAUAGGGUCCUCCCGGCUGUGGGUCUUUCCUACGGCCAGAUCGAAGACAUCUACCCCUGUGCGCCGAUUCAGGAGGGCAUCAUCAUGAGCCAGGCCAAGAGCCCUGAGCUCUAUUGGACUCGAGUGCGGUGGACGGUGCAGUCAACAGGCACGUCGCCAGUCGAUCUCGAUCGGUUGAGGCGGGCCUGGCAGAUGGUCGUGAACCGUCACUCGAUUUUACGCACGAUAUUUAUUGACGGUAUCGGAUCCGGCCAGGUGAAGGACCAGGUGGUCCUCAAGGACUUUCCGGUGGACGUCGAGGUCCUCCAUGCCGAGCUGCAUCAGCUCGCAGAGCCAGUCACUGGGCGUCAAUGGCACACCGAUCUGUCGAGCAGAAGAGACACCCCGCAGCAUUCCCUGGUGCUGACGCAAACAGCGUCUGGAGUCGUGUUCUGCGACUUGGAGCUCAACCAUGCGAUGGUCGAUGCGUAUUCUCUAGCCCUUUUGAGGCAGGAGAUCUGUGCGGCAUAUACUGGCUCACUGCCUGCCACACCCGCGCCGGCCUACCAAGCGUAUAUUGAGCACCUGCAGGGGCUGUCCCUUGUUGAAGGACAACGCUUCUGGCAGACAUAUCUUGACAACGCUCAGCCCUGUCACUUUCCGGCCCUCGGCCAGCCGGAUGUCACAGACGGCUCGAACGCCCGCCGGGCGCUAUCCAUCUCGUUGGACGCGGCCACUCAUCAAGCCCUGCGUGUCUUCUGCCAGCAGCACGCAGUUACACCCUCGAACGUGUUCUACCUGGCUUGGGGGCUUCUUCUUCGCGCCUACACUGGCUUAGACACAGUGUGUUUCGGCUAUCUUACGUCCGGGCGCGAUGUCCCUGUCCCAGGGGUCGAUAGGAUUGUUGGUCCGCUCAUUAACAUGCUUGUCUGUGUUCUGGAAUUCAGGACUGGGGCAUCGGUGCGAUCGGCCAUGCAGAAGGUCCAGGAAGACUAUCUCGCCGCCCUGCAGUAUCAAUCUACGCCUCUCAGCAAGAUCCUGCAGCUUUCUGGGACGUCCGGUCGGGGCCUAUUCAAUACCGGCAUAUCGGUCCAGGGCGGUGCUACUUCCGGCGAACCGGACGAGCAUGAUAUCAUAGUGACGGAUCAGACAGGGCUGGAUUCGCCAGAGUACGACAUUGCCGUUGCUAUCUCCCACGAUGAGGAGGAGACGGAGAUUGCAUUCGACUACAUGGCCGUCACCUUGUCCGACCAAGGGGGUCAAAGCCUUGCAGGUCUUUUUGUUCAGGUUGUCGCUGAUGUCAUACGUGCUCCGGAUCAAACGGUCCAGGCUGUCAAUGUGAUCAGCAAGGAAGACCUCCAGAGUCUGUGGACCUGGAAUCGAACAGUCCCGGAAACCGUACAGGCGUGUGUUCAUGAUAUGAUUGGACAAAAAGCCUGUGAUAGCCCUGAUUCCCCGGCAAUCCAUGCAUGGGAUGGCGCGCUUACAUAUCAAGAGUUGGACCUUCUGUCCACCCGACUGGCCCGGUAUCUUAUAGAUCUAGGGGUCCGGCAGAAUACAGCCAUCCCUCUAUGUUUCGAGAAGUCCAUGUGGAUGCCGGUAGCUGCACUGGCAGUGAUGAAGACAGGCGCUGCAUGCGUGGCCAUGGAUAUGACCCAGCCAGAGAAGCGCCUGCAGGCGAUUGUGGACCUGGUGCAGCCGGAUCUUCUCGUGACAUCCGUCGCAAAUCGCAAGACCGUCCAGCAACUGGCAGACACGAAGGCCGUGUUGGCGAUUGACCAGGCAUUCUUUUCCCAAAUCGCACCUCCCACGUCGUCCUGCCUGCCGACAGUCUCCCCAUCAAGUCCUCUCUAUACCGUCUUUACAUCUGGCAGUACCGGCACACCCAAGGGAGCAGUCAUCAGCCAUGCCAACUUUGCCAGUGCCAUUGUGCAUCAAACGGACCUGCUCGCACUGGACCCCGAUUCGCGCGUCUUUGACUUUGUCUCGUAUGCCUUUGAUGUUUCCUGGUCGAACCUACUCCACACGCUGGCCGCUGGGGCAUGUUUGUGCAUCCCCUCCGAAGCCAUGCGCCGGGACAACCCUGUCGAGGCCAUGCAGGCGAUGAAAGUGACCCAUGCCCAAUUUACCCCGUCGAUGGCCCGUACAGUGGACCCGGAUCAAUGCAAGACGCUCAAGGCCUUGAUCCUGGGCGGCGAGGCCAUGUCCCAGCACGACAUCGCUGUCUGGGCACCUUGGGUUGACCUUCGUGUUGCGUAUGGUCCCGCCGAGUGUACGGUUGCCGCCGUCAUGGACACAGUCCCUGAGCAGUCCGGACAUCGGGACUUCGGCAAGAUAGGGCGGGGGCUUGGUUCGAACACCUGGAUUGUCAGCGUAUCGGAUGGAGAGCGCCUGGCCCCGGUGGGCACUGUGGGAGAGCUGUGGCUGGAAGGGCCCCUGGUGGGCCUGGGCUAUCUUGAUCAGGACGAAAAGACUGCCGCCAGUUUUAUAGACAACCCUGCAUGGCUCCUCCGAGGAGGUCCUGGUGUUCCUGGUCGUCAAGGCCGGUUGUACCGAACUGGGGAUCUUGUCCGCUACUGUUUUGAUGGCAGUAUUCUCUUCCUAGGACGCAAGGAUAACCAGGUCAAAGUCCGCGGGCAGCGUGUUGAAUUGCAAGAAGUGGAGCAUCAUCUCCAGGCUCAUCUGUCGGGAACAACCGGAGUCGUGGCCGACGUUGUCAAGCCCCAGGGCAGCAGCAAUGCCAUGCUCGUCGCCUAUCUCGCGGUUGGAGAGACUAUCCAUUCCCCUCUAGACAGCGUCCAUGCAGCAUUGCGGCCCCUCACCCAAGGCCUCACGGACUCCCUCUCUGCCCGAAUCCCGCAGUAUAUGGUCCCUAGCAUGUACCUCCCCGUUGCAGAGAUUCCAGUCACUACGACGGGAAAGAUCGAUCGAAAGCAGCUGCAUGAAUUAGGAUCAUCGCUUACAAUGGAACAGUUAGCUCAAAUCCAACCCCCCCAGGAAGGCGAGCAGCAGGCUCCCCAGACAGACCUCGAGAAGCUCCUCCAGCAGCUCUGGGCAGAGCUAUCGGCCAAGCUGCGCUCAGCAGGCUUCCGUAUCGCCGUUCCUGAUAUCUUCAAGCUGAAGACAAUCUCCCGACUGGCUCCAAGUGCAGCAUCUGUGCAGGGGCGGAUGAAAACCACCUGGGAGACCCGAGAAGACGAGCCAUUCGAACUUGCUCCCGUUCAGCAGAUGUUCGUCAACGUGGUGCGCCGCAAGUGCAAUCAUUUUAACCAGAGUUUCUUCCUGCGCAUCACCCGUCAGGUGCGGGCUGAGGAUGUGCGGCGAGCCCUGGACUUGAUUGUGACUCAACAUCCUAUGCUGAGGGCACGGUUUGCCUCGGAUCAGGGCGGACAUUGGACGCAGCAUAUCAAGCCCUACACCCCCGGUUGCUACCGGUACUGCGAACACGUCGAGUCCUCUCUGGCCGAGGCCUCGCCGCUGUUGGAUGCCAGCCAAGUCGCCCUUGAUCUGGAAUCUGGACCGGUCUUCUCUGGGGAUCUGCUCCAGAUUCGCGACAGCGGUGAUCAAUAUCUGUACCUGGUGGCGCAUCACUUGGCGGUCGAUCUGGUAUCCUGGAGAAUCAUUCUCGCGGACAUGGAGGACCACCUGACAGCAAAAGCCUCUUCGUCUUUCACGCCGAUGCCCUUCCAGGCAUGGUGUCAACUUCAGGCCGACCAUGCUCGAGACUGCCUCACUCCCGAAACGGCGUUGCCCGUUGAGAUUCCUCCUCCGCAGCAGGGUUACUGGGGAAUUGAUCCUGAACGCAACACCUUUGGCAACGCCAUCCACCGCAGCUUCACAGUGAGCAAGAACGUCACAGAUAUCCUCUUGGGGCCUGCCAAUAAGUCAUUUGAUACCCAGCCGGUCGAGAUUCUACAGGGUGCUUUGAUAUACUCCUUCACUCAAGUGUUUCGGGAUAGGGCGCCUCCUACAGUGUUCAGCGAAGGGCAUGGGCGCGAGCCAUGGGAUGCCGCGAUCGACCUAUCAAGAACAGUUGGCUGGUUCACUACUAUGCUUCCGACCGUAACCUCGAUGGGACCGGAUGAUACUCUACCUGAUAUCAUCCGCCAUACGAAAGAUAACCGACGUCUAGUGCCAGGAAACGGAUGGCCAUACUUUGCAUCCCGCUACUUGAACCCUGCUGGAAAGAAGGCAUUUGGGGCCUACGGUCUGCCCGAGAUCACAUUCAACUACUUGGGACUCUACCAGCAGUUUGAAAAAGACAGUUCCCUGCUUCAGCCAACCGCCUUGCCCUCAGGCAGCAUGUCGGAUGUUGACGAGCGGAUGCAGCGCUUUGCCCUGAUUGAGGUUUCUGCAUCGGUGUCCCAGGGCUGUCUGGAGUUUAGCUUCUUGUUCAGUCGUCAUACAAAGCACUUGCGUAACCUUGAGGACUGGGUGGCCCACUGUCAGCAUGCUCUACGAACGGCUUCGGAAGUCUUGAUGCAGCGCCAGCCAAGCUAUACACGAUGUGAUUUCCCACUUAUGCGCCUGACAGAGCCAGCCUUGCAGACUCUCGUUGGAUAUAGUCUUCCACAGCUCGGAGUCUCGUAUGGUCAAGUUGAGGAUAUCUACCCUUGCUCGCCGAUUCAGCACGGUAUCUUGCUGAGCCAAGCGAAGAACCCUGGCGUGUAUUGGACGCGCAUUCGAUGGAAGGCCCGGUCCUCCGAGUCUGCAUUGCCUCCCAAUCCUGAACGACUAGCCCGUGCCUGGAUGAGGGUCGUUGCACGACAUCCCGUCCUUCGGACCCGGUUCAUCGAUGGCCUUUCUCCCAACAGCGUGCAAGAUCAGCUUGUCUUGAAAGCCAGCGAGCCCGAGAUACAUGUGAUAUCUGGUCCGGAGGCGACAGAUCCCAUCGCGGCUCUUGACUCUUACUGGGAGCAAAGACAGCGGAAAGGACACAAGCUUCACUCUUUCGUCCUCAGCCAGGCACCCUCCGGCGAGGUCUUCUGUGACCUCGAAAUGAACCAUGCAAUCACGGAUGCCACUUCGACUGCUCUACUCAAGCGAGACCUUCAAGCCGCAUACACUGAAACCCUCCCGACUAUGCCGGGUCCUUCGUACAGCGAUUACAUCAGGCACAUUCAAGCAAUACCCGCGGAGGUGGGGAUAGACUACUGGCGACGGUAUCUCGACGGCGUUCAUCCCUGCAUUUUCCCAACACUGGCAGCGAAUGGCCAGGACGUGGGGGAGAAUCCAAGAGGCUCCAUACAUCAUAUGCUCGAUCAAGACACGAAUACCAGUCUUCAAGUUUUUCUCAAGACGAACGAGCUGACCGCCUCCAACGUCUUUUACCUCGCAUGGGCCCUCAUUCUCCGGUGCUUUGUUGGGUCGGAGACAGUGUGCUUUGGCUAUCUAGUAUCCGGUCGUGAUGUCCCUAUUGACAAUGCAGACAGGAUAAUCGGGCCGUUUAUUAACAUGCUGGUCAGCCGAGUUAGGCUAGGAGAGGGGGUCACUCUGAUGGAUAUCAUGAAGCAAAGCCAGGCGGAUUAUCUGGACAGUCUCAAGCACCAGCAUCGCUCUGUGGCGCAGGCCGCUCACUCUUCGGACGGGCCAGCCGAGCCUCUAUUUAAUAGCGUCAUCUCGGUGCAAGGUAUGGAUCUGAAGAAGAGCAGCAAGAGUGAAGAACGUGGUCUCUGUCUUGAGGAGCAAGACGGUAACGAUCCAACAGAGUAUGAUAUCAUGAUGAAUAUUGGUCUGGGGGACCAGGAAACAGCAAUGACGUUCAGCUAUUACAAGUCCCUGUUAUCGGAGCAACAGGCAAGCGGCAUAGUGGAGUCCCUGCUUCAAGCGGUCCGGGAAAUCAUCCACACUCCCUUCAAGAAGCCCUCCCAGGUGAAUCUGUCAACGGGCCAUGACCAGCAGACUAUCUGGAGCUGGAACGCCUCCGUCCCGCCCACAAUCAACGUUCCAGUGCACGGUCUGAUUGCCAACAAGGUGAAGGAGCAGCCCGAUGCCGACGCAAUCUGCGCAUGGGAUGGCGAGUUGUCGUACGGGCAGCUAGAUAGCUUAUCAACAUGCCUGGCCCAUCAUUUGGUGGCUUCUGGAGUCUGUUCGGACACGGUGGUUCCUCUCUGCUUUGAAAAAUCCAUGUGGAUGCCGGUGGCCAUGCUCGCUGUGAUGAAAGCCGGUGGUGCUUCAGUCUCCAUGGACGCGAGCCUGCCAGAAGAACGAUUGCGCACAAUCGCAAAGCAAACGGAGCCCGCGGUGAUUCUCUGCUCGGAAGCAACCAGCGAGAAGGCGGGUCGACUUGGUGCCCCCCGAGUGAUUACUGUCGGCCAAAGGUUGCUCUCAGGGCUGACGAUCCCCAGUCGAGGCACGACGCUCCCCAAGGUCGAUCCAUCUGACCGAUUAUACGUGACUUUCACAUCCGGCAGCACGGGGAUUCCCAAGGGAGUCAUGAUCACGCAUGCAAACAUGAGCAGCGCCCUGGUCCAGCAGCAGGAGGCCCUCUCAUUCGGGCCUCACGUCCGCGUCUUUGAUUUUGUGUCCUACGCGUGGGACGUGGCUUGGUCCAACCUGCUCCGUACUUUGGUUGCUGGUGGCUGUCUCUGUGUCCCAUCUGACUCCCAGCGCCGGGAAGGGAUUGAAAAGGCCAUGACACAAUUAAGAAUCAACUGUGUUACUCUCACACCCAGUGUCGCUCGUCUGCUCAACCCUGCUGCGGUGCCGCACCUGAAUACCCUGGCUCUAAUUGGGGAGCCCCUGUCGCAGGCCGAUAUCAUGCGGUGGGCUCCUCACACCAACGAGAUCAUCAACACCUACGGGCCAUCCGAGUGUCCUGCAUGCGUCACGGUGAAUCGCAUCCCGCUGGACCUCUUGUAUGAGCCCAAUCUCGGGGCGGCUUCUGCCUGCAACACUUGGAUUGUGGAUCCCGAUAACACCGAUCAGCUGGUUCCAGUUGGUGGUAUCGGAGAGCUCUGGCUGGAAGGGCCCCUCAUUGGGCUUGGAUACCUGGGCCUCCCCGAACGAACGGCCGAGAGCUUUGUCGAGAAUCCCCGCUGGCUGCGCUCCGGGUAUGCUGGACAGCUGGGGCGUGGCGGCCGGCUGUAUCGCACCGGCGACCUGGUCCGCUACACCGAUGAUGGCGCGCUUGUUUAUAUUGGACGCAAGGACUCGCAGGUCAAGAUCCGCGGCCAGCGCGUGGAGCUGGGAGAAAUCGAGUACCAGAUCCGCGAGGGCAUCGCGCGCAUCUCGUCCGCCACCGGCGAUCCCACCGUCGUGGCUGGGGUUAUUACUCCGCGCGGAAGCGGCAGCAAGAUGCUGGUCGUCUAUCUUGGCCUAGGGCAGAUGGCCACAGGCCCUGUUGACCGCAUUCGAGAGGCUCUGGCGGGCUAUACAAGCGGGCUGGAUGUGUAUCUCUCGGAGAACCUCCCCCACUACAUGAUCCCCAAUGCAUACAUCCCCGUCUCUGAAAUUCCAAUGACAGUGACCGGCAAGACGGACCGCGGACGCCUGGCCCGUACCGGGGCAUCAUACACCCUGACCGAACUGGCCGAGAUGCAACCCUCGCGCGGCAGGCAGCGGCCCCCUACCACCGCUAUGGAGCGGCGGCUCCAACAGCUUUGGGCGGCAGUCCUGGGGCUCGAUGUCAGUGCCAUCGCUGCCGAUGACAGUUUCUUCCGCAUUGGCGGGGAUUCGAUUGCGGCGAUCCGCCUGGGCCAACGUGCGAGCGAGGAUGGUCUGGCCGUGGCCGUGGCCGACAUCUUCCGCAAGCCCCGUCUCUGCGAUCUGGCUCUCCUCGCUCGUGAGGACCAGGUCACCUACCUUGAUCCUUCUCCCUUCUCCCUUCUCCCUGCCGGUUCUACCUCGGACUACGUGACAGCUGGUCUCAGUCCGCUCCUGGACUGCCCACAGCACCACAUCGCCGACGUCUAUCCCACCACGGACCUCCAGAGCAUCUACGCAUCCUUUGCAGUGAAUGCACAUCGGGGGGAGAUCGAGUACAUCUACAUGGACCUUCCUCAGGGGGUGGACAUCGCACGCGUCCGCCGCAGCUGUCUGGAUAUGUGGCACCAUCUCGACAUCCUUCGCACCGUUUUCAUUCUUGAUCAAGGUCGUCUAUUGCAAGUCGUGCUCAACAACGUGGAGCCCGAGAUUACCAUGCAACACACCGAAGGGGAUCUGGCAGCAGCAUGCGAAGAAGCCUACAGCUGUGAUCUACAUGAGUCGCUGAGCCUGGGCCGGUCGUUCACGCGGUUCUUCAUCACCUCCACCGCAGACGGUCGAGUGCGAUUCACCAUCCGGCUCUCUCACGCUCAGUACGACGGCUACAGUCUGCCUGUCAUCUUCUCCGUCUUUGCGGCCUUCUAUGAGGGCCAGACACCACCCCCAGCCCCGAAGUUUUCGGGCUAUAUCCGCCACAUGCAAAAGCAGCAAGAGGCCGCGUAUCCCUACUGGCGCACGCUCUUGCAAGGCUCGUCCAUCACCCGGACCAGACACCUCUCCAUAGCCGAUGGCCACUGUCUGCCAAACCAGCCCCGUGGCCGGCUGGUUCAAUCCAAGACCGCUGUGCCUGCCCCGUCAGAUCAACCGGGAUUCACGUCGGCAACGGUCUUUACCACCCUCUGUGCUCGCAUGCUGGCACAGAUGACAGGCGUCAGCGACGUGGUCUUUGGGACCAUUGUCUCCGGCCGUUCCUCCUUACCAAUCGCCCUCCAAAACGUCGCCGGGCCAUGUGUCAACACCAUCCCCGUCCGCGUGCAGAUCGAACCCGACCAGCCACUAGAGGAGCAGCUGGCCAGCGUCCACGACCAACACAUCCAGGGCAUGUCUUUUGAGACGAGCCAGUUCAGCGACAUCGCCGCCCACAGCACCACUUGGCCCGAGGACUCGCGCGCUCCCGACCUGGUUGUUCAGUUCCAGAACCUCGACAACCUGGAGCAUGACAAGGGUACGGAAAUCCAGGGGAUAGGCAGUACACUUGCACCGUGGGAGCAGCGGAACCGGUCCGUGGACAGCGAUUUCCUCUUUAUUCUGGCGAAGCCGGUGGAAGAAGCCUGGGAGAUAUCGGUGUCGGCGAGCUCUAAGGUAUACACCCAGGAUACUCUGGAUGCCAUGCUCAAGGCCUUGUGUUUGCAUGUUGAGAAUGUUUAA